Molecule: messenger RNA, 1266 nt
Organism: Varanus komodoensis (Komodo dragon)
Lineage: Eukaryota; Metazoa; Chordata; Lepidosauria; Squamata; Varanidae
Product: semaphorin-6A-like
Exons: 10
Coding region: 37-1266 (409 amino acids)
Biological process (GO): positive regulation of neuron migration; semaphorin-plexin signaling pathway; negative regulation of axon extension involved in axon guidance
Molecular function (GO): chemorepellent activity; semaphorin receptor binding
Source: RefSeq, a predicted model, not a curated record
UGGCAAAGCAAUCAGGAUGCUAAAGAGAACUGCAGGAUGCAUGGAGAAAAUAAGGAGGAGUGUUAUAACUUUAUUAAGGUUCUCCUGAAAAGAAAUGAUGAAACAUUGUUUGUUUGUGGCACAAAUGCCGUUACACCCUUCUGCAGGAACUAUAAGAUCUCUACUCUAGAGCCUGAAGAAAAGGUCAUCACAGGACAAGGAAGAUGCCCUUACCAUAAGCAAGAUUCCAAUAUUGCCCUGUUUGCAGAUGGCAAUCUGUAUUCUGCCACGGUGUCAGACUACAUGGGAAGAGAUGCAGUCAUAUACAGGAGCAUUGGAGACAGCCCAAAGCUGCGGACAUUCAAAGAUGAUUCGAGAUGGUUGAAGAAUCCUCACUUUGUCCAUGCUGUGGACUAUGGUAAUUAUAUCUACUUCUUCUUUCAUGAAGAAGCAGUCGAGUACUCUGGCUUGGAAAAGCUCUUUUUACCAAGAGUAGCUCGAGUUUGUAAGAAUGACAUGGGUGGAAAUGCAGAAUUCCUAGAAAACGAAUGGACUUCCUUCCUGAAGGCGCGGCUAGCUUGUUCCAUUCCUGGGGACAUACCCUUCCAUUUUAACACACUACAAGCAGUUACAGAUGUUGUUAAAUACCAUGGUCAGGAUGUGGUCAUAGCAGUCUUCACCACCCCUUCAAGCAGAAUCCCUGCAUCUGCAGUCUGUGCUUUUAGUCUUCCGGACAUUGAAAAAGUAUUUGAUGGGAGUUUCAAAGAACAGAAAACUCCACAUUCAAGAUGGACACCAGUUCCUGAUUCUAAAGUGCCAGUGCCCAGACCAGGUUCUUGUGCUGGCUCUGGUUCCCUUGAAGGGUACGCAUCAUCACAUGACAUUCCAAGGGACACGCUACAUUUUCUCAGGAAGCAUACCCUCAUGGAUAAAACAGUGGAAUCUUUUUCCCAUGAACCGUGGCAUCUUAGGACAAAUGCCAAGUAUUGGCAUGUCAAAAUUGCUGUGGACAAUGCUGCUGGGCCAAAUGGGGACCACACUGUUGUAUUCCUUGGAGCAACUGACGGAUGGGUUACAAAGUUCUUGGCCAGACCAGAAGGCAACAUUUUCAUAGAAUCUAUGAAGGUUUAUAGUUAUGAAAAGUGCAGUAGUGGACAACAGAGGGAUGCAAUAGUUGUGGACAUGAAGGUGGACAAGCCAAAUGAAGUACUUUAUGUCGCAUUUUCCCAUUGCAUCGUAAGGGUUCCUCUGGGCAGUUGUGAACGUCAUGGCCCAUGCAAAGAGUAA